Messenger RNA from Schistosoma margrebowiei, 1943 nucleotides. NCBI's taxonomy places the organism in Eukaryota, Metazoa, Platyhelminthes, Trematoda, Strigeidida, Schistosomatidae. The record is from the annotation of a GenBank genome assembly.
CUGAAGGUCAUGGCGCGGUGUGUGACUACCAUGUCUUGCGCGCUAAAAAUGGUAUCUCCCAAAUCACUCGGUCUCAUAGUUAUCGGUGACGAAAUACUGAAUGGAAAAGCGAAAGAUUCCAAUUCACGACAAGUGUGCCUCACUGCCCCGCUUUUUGGUGUACGACUUCGGAAGAUUUCUGUUAUUCCCGAUGACUCAGAUGCGAUCGCAGAGGAAGUUCGCGACUAUAUGAACCGUUACGACUUCGUAAUAACAUCGGGGGGCAUAGGUUCUACUCACGAUGAUGUGACAUAUGAAGGUGUUGCAAAGGCACUAAAUGAAAAGAUUAUCAUUCAUCCAAAGUUCUUACAAACUCUCAGGAGACUAUCAGAACCGAACAUGGUUUCCUCUUCAGACCCCAUAACCAAACUUGCCAAAAUACCGGAGUCAUCUGAAUUACUAUAUGCAACAGGAAUCCAGAUGGAUAGUGAAAGCUCUUAUCCUAUUGUCAAAGUGAAAAAUAUCUUCAUUUUACCAGGAGUUCCAUGCUUAUUUAAUAUGGCACUAGAGAUAAUUAAGACUCUCUCGAACCUAAGGAAAAGCCAGAUCUACGUAUAAUAUAAGCCGCAGCUCUCACACCGGACUGCAGCGACGUGAUCAUUGGCUUGCCACGUAUAUAAUCUGCAAUAAAUCCGGCGGCAAAGGAAUCACCAGCUCCAUUUGUAUCUACCAUUUCUUCGUCUUUCAACUGCUCUACAACAUAUUGAUGAACGGUAGGGUCAUUAGAAUCCGUAUAUAUUAUGGGAUCUUUCCCUUGUGUUACAAUGACCAAUCGUUUACGCUUUUUUCCAUCAACAAAUGGUAAGUCAGCUAUAUACCUGGCUGCUGCAUGAAUGGUUUUAUCAGUAAGACUGUGAGCAUUUCCAAACGCCGCGGCUUCAGACUCAUUCCCAAUUACCACUCCUGAGUAGGAUAUCAUUUCAUUUACUUCUUUAGUAUUAAACUGAGGUAGGAAAGCAGCACUGAGAUUGAAACAGAACAACUUUCCAUUUUCUCCAGUCGAGUUUAAAGCUGUAAUAUAAAAUGGCGCUAUUUAUGUGUGGUUCUGUUAUUAUUCAAUAUUCGUAGACCUAAUUCUGAUAAGAAAGGAAAGCGAGUAGUUGAUUGGAGUGUGAGAGACCUCUAAAACGGACAAUCUUCAAUCGUGUAUUACAUUUGUGCGUGAUUAUUAUCCUGUUAUCAUUGUAUAUACAAGCAUAUUUUUAAAGAAGCCAUUCUACCGCAUAACUCUCGUCUUUUGAUAUCACUUUAAUUGGUGGGGGAUACAUCAUCAAUUUAAUCUUGUGAGUAGCUAUAACUCGGCUAAACUGUAUCAUAAAUGCAAAACGUUGCUCCGAGUCUGGUAUGCAUCACCGCUUGAACUAAUGAUGGUGAGUGAAGUAGUUGAGUUUGUCGACCACUUUACUUACCUUUAAAGUCACAUCAGCUCUGAUGAGUCGGUAUCUGACAAAAUCACAAAUGCGUUUCUGAACCUACCACUUGUGGUGUGGACGGGAUGUCCAUCUGCCAAGUCAACUAUGAAUUUACUGCUCGACACUUCGUUAUGUUCUACUUAAUGGUUGUGAAAGAUAUCCACCAAGAAUAGACGACAUUGAACAAUACCAAGAUGUUUGGGUUGCGUUUCUGACCCUUUAAAUUCAAGUUGUUACUGCAGGACUGGUCUGCGUCAACACCUGAACUGAUGAUAGGGAGUGAAGUAGUCGAAGGUACUGAUAACUUCACUUAUCUUGGGAGUCUGGUCAGCCCUAACGUGCUGACGAAAUUUCUGCACGGAUUCAAGCUCAUUUGGCUUUUGCUUAAUUACGUCACCUAUAGCGGAAAAGAGAUAUUCGUCUAUCAAUUAAGGGACAAGUAUAUAGCGCAGCAGUUCGUUCUGUUCUAAUUUUACGGCUGCUAAACGUGGC